Messenger RNA from Dibothriocephalus latus, 228 nucleotides. The record is from the annotation of a GenBank genome assembly. Lineage: Eukaryota; Metazoa; Platyhelminthes; Cestoda; Diphyllobothriidea; Diphyllobothriidae.
AUGCGUUCCACCAUGCAGACCAGUCUCCUUUUCCGAGAGACAAGGAAGGUCGCGGUCGCGCAGCGUCUACCCCUCUUUAUCGAGGCUCUUCAUCGUCGCGAUUUCCCGGCCCUUGCCGAACUGACAAUGCGCGAGAGCAAUGCACUGCAUGCCGCCUGUCUCGACUCCUGGCCGCCGGCCAUCUUCCUCAACGAGACCAGCUUUGCUGUUAUGCGUUUUAUACAGCUA